Molecule: messenger RNA, 2998 nt
Organism: Labrus bergylta (ballan wrasse)
Lineage: Eukaryota; Metazoa; Chordata; Actinopteri; Labriformes; Labridae
Source: RefSeq, a predicted model, not a curated record
CGGGGGUCACGGGGGUCACGGGGGUCACGGAGGCUCUCAGGGCGACAGAGGAGGUCUGGGCUCGGUCCUCAGAGAUCUGGUGAAACCGGGAGACGAGAAUCUGAGAGAGAUGAACAAGAAGCUUCAGAACAUGCUGGAAGAACAGCUGACCAAGAACAUGCACCUGCAGAAGGAUCUGGAGGUUUUAUCCCAGGAAUUAGUCCGUCUCAGUAAGGAGAGUCCUGGUGGAAGUACAGCUGGGUCGGGAUGAGGCUAUCACCUGGACCCACCAGUCCAUACCACCUCUGCACAGCUGGAAAGAGUGGGCUGGGCUCUGACUAACACCUGGAAUCUCUGCAUCUCUUCCAUUCCUCUUCCCUGCGUUCAUGAACCUAAAGCGUGCCGUGGGCUCCAACUAACGUCUGGAGCCGUUGUGAUAUCACCACCUCAGUCCACCCGCUGGGCUAUGACUAAAUGCUGGAUUCUGUCCAUCUUUUGUUUUUCUGAAUGUCGAGGGAAAUACGAGUUUUAAAGGAGUAGAAGAAGAAACAAGACGACCAAACGUGAUGGAAAGCUGCGCUCAGCUUAUUUAUGUUGCUUUUGAAUGUACUGUAAUUAGACUGCACCGUUCGGUCCUGGCUACAACCUGGAAUACACAAGCAGUCUGUGUUACCCGACUGACUUGUUGCUCUCUGUGUUCAGUAACUCUGUUGUGAUCUGGCUAUUUCCUGGACUCUCUCUCUUUCACAGCUGAUGUGUUUUAAAACUCACUAAAGAAACAUCUCAAAGUCAGCUGACAUGUUUUUUUAACCUCUGAAGCUUUCAGCCACAUCUCGUGACUUUGUUGCUAAGGCGACAAAUAAACCGUCUCCAGUCAGGCGCCGUUACAAAAGUCAAACGGUUUUUACAGCGGCCGAAGACGGCGGACGCCGAGUGCUGUCAGAAUUCAGUUUCUGAAGGUUUUAGAGUUUAUAUUUACAGAGCAGGCGAUAGACUGACCCGGAAAACGAUGAAUUCUUUAAAAGUCAAAACAGACGUAGCAUGAGAAGAAAGACGAUAAUGUUCCUGAGAGUUCAGAGCCAAUCACCUUCAGGUACAGCGUGAAAACAAACCCAUGACAUCAUCACUUUAUCCGCUCGACGAGGCGCCCGAGUUUCAUGAAGCUCGUCAGCGUUGAGAUUCUCUGCAUGUCGCAUCAGAAACAAAACAUCGUCUCAGUAAAAAUCGGAUUGUUUUGGGUCCACAGCGCUCGGACAGAUUUCAGCCGCCAUGAUGCUAACGGUCAGGUAGCGUUUGAUCAGAACUUGUAGACGCUCCGAUAUGAACUUCAGUGAAAGCGAGCUCACCAUUUAGCAUAUUUCUGGGUUUGCAAAGUUAAGUCGAGCAGCUUAGCAAACAUUCAAGUUAGCUCGCUGCAUUAGCCUGCGUAGCGCUGACGGACAUCGGCGUGCAGCAGAGCCUUGUACCUUAUCUGUGAGUUUCUGUGGCUACUGUUUGAGCUAACGUUACGAAACAACGCAGAAAACGUUCUGAUUAAAUAUUAAAAUAAAAAAUUAACUUCAUUAAUUUAACCUUCUCUCAAGCUAGCUGGCGACGUCGACAACGGAGAAGAUCCCCUAAACGUCUCUACAGAGAAACAUCGACGUGUUCCUGUAAACAUCAGAGAAGUUCAACUUCCUGUUUCUAACGGUCCAAACUCACAUUUCAAAUAUUUGAUCAACAAUUUAUUCACAAACAUAAAAUUGUUUAAUUAAGUCGGCCCUGGCUACGUCAUGGAGCACAAACAGUCUGACUUUUGUGUGUUUCCUUGUCCGGCCGUGGUUAUUUCCUGGACGCCUUUCACAUCUUUCUGUCUUAACUUUUUUCUGAUUUCUGCGUCUUUGUUUUUCGCCGCCUGGUUGAGACUUUGUGUUUUUAUUUAUUACUUUCAAAGACAUUUUGUCGACCUCUCGUUCAGAUAUUAUGAAACCUCUUUUCUUUUUGUUUCGAGGUUUUCUCCGAAAUAAAACGUUGAAUUUAUCGAUGUGUUGAGAUGUUUUAAUGCAUGAAAACGCGACGUGUGAGGAACAUGUUUUAAAGAUUUAUUUUCUGUCUCGUUCAUCCUGGGAUCCAAAUGUCUCGAUGAAAUCUAAACGAUUGUGUAUCGCUUUGCUUUUCUGAUAAUGCUACUCGUUAAUCUGCUGGGCUGCGUCUAAAUCCUGGAUCACAUGACUGUAAUUUGUUGUGACUCCUCCCCCCGUGUUGGGGAAACCAAACGAUGCAGUAACAAAGAAAAGUGAAACUGCGACUGAGCUCUUCAAUAUUCCUGCCGGGCUGGGUCUACUUCUUGCUUCUAACAACAUAUCUUUAUGUUAUUUUGAAAAUUAUCUUAAGUCUGUUUCCUGUGAUUAUAUAAAGAGAAACGUAUGAAGUUUAACUCUCUGACAGGAUGUGGUCGACGCACUUCUUGUCUGCUCUGCCUUUGUUUCUCCUUUUUGGAGACUGACUAUAUCCUGGAGUGAGCGUCCAGGAUAUAGUCUCCUGGUGACUGGGAUGUGACUAUGUCCUGGAUGUUAUGCUUGUAGCAGAGUGUUUUAUGUCGUACCUGCCUGCCUGUAUAUUUCAGCUUUAAUUUUGUUUGUACACUGCAAAAAAGACGACGACUUUUAAGGAAAGACAAGUCGUUCAACCAAACUUCAGGAUGUUAUUUACGUCACUUAGGAACAGAGGAGACGUGUAGGAAAUAUUAACGUGACUGUAAAAAAAACUGUUUGAUUUAACGAGAGAAAAGUCCUGAAGAUGAUCGAGCGGCUGCACUGUAAAAAUAAACACGCACUGCGGGGUCGGUCUAUGUGCUGGGCAGACACCGGGCCGGUAGCUUUGUUUUGUUUUUGUUUGUAAUGUUUGAGUCUGUAUAUAUUCACACGCUGUCACAUGACUUCUAAUUGUAUGAAGAAUCAACUGAUCUAUUUAUGAGACGGAUAUCGAUCAUGACGCUAAUUGUUGUAACGACGAGAAAAAUAUAAAAUACUGAAGCCGA